GACCAAAUGUACAAGAGAAGCUGUAUGCUUCUCACUCUGCUGCCAUGGCUGGUGCCGGAGGUGAACAUAUCAGCAACCUGACUCAAUUUAAGAAAGAAGAUUUUGAGAAUGAUUGGACUGUAAUUGCUUUUGGUGGAUUUGGGAAAGUCUACAAAGUCAGACACAAAAAAUGGUGGUCCAUCUAUGCUGUGAAAUGUUCAUCAUCCCAUGGGGACCCUGAACUUGAGAGCACAACUUACACCAGUCUUAUGGAAGAAGCAUCUAAGAUGGAGAAGAUAAAGUUCAGAUACAUUGUACAAAUUUAUGGAAUUUGCCUUGAUCCACUUGGAAUUGUGAUGGAAUAUAUGGAAAAUGGAUCUCUUGAGAAGCUUCUCCCCACACACACCCUCAGCUGGCAUCUCAAGUUUCGUUUCAUCCACGAGAUAGCACUAGGGAUGAACUUCCUCCAUAUAAUGAACCCACCAUUACUCCAUUUGGAUCUAAAGCCAGGAAACAUUCUUCUGGAUGAACAUUUACAUGUUAAGAUUUCAGACUUUGGUCUGUCUAAAUGGAAAGAGAAUUCGACCCGAAAGGAAUACAUAGAGAGAUCAGCAAUCAAAGGAACCUUAAAUUACAUCCCUCCAGAAAUGUUUCUGCAAAGCAGCCGAGUUAUGGGGACUAAAUAUGAUGUGUACAGCUACUCAAUUGUUAUCUGGGAGCUUUUGACUCAGAAGAAACCAUUUAUAGGUAACAGCAUGAUGACUGUCAUCGUGAAAGUAGCAGCUGGCCAGAGACCUCCAUUAGAGGAUAUUUCUGAAAAUGGCCCUGUCGAAUGUCAGCAGAUGAGUGACCUGAUGCAGAGGUGUUGGAGUCAAAACCCAAAUAAAAGACCAAGUUUUUCUGAUAUUAUUGUUGAAUCCCACAUGUUACUCUGUUUGGUACAAAGCCCAUUACCAGAGCAUGUUGGUGCGUGGUCCAAAGCUGAAAAAGAUAUUGUCAAGUCUUCUGCUGUAAUAGUCGACAAUAUAAGCACUGAUGGAUAUCACCAGCCAUCAUCUUCCAGUUCCAUAAGCAGUGAGAUCUUCAUUAAUGAAAUUUUACAAAAUAACAGUGAAAACAUUUCCUGGGUAAAUGAAAACAACUUCACACUUCUUCACUUUGCAGUAGCUCAAGGAAACCUUGAAAAAGUAACCCAUUUCCUCAGCCUAAAUGCUAACGUUAAUAGCCGUACUGUGAGUGGAUAUACACCGCUCAUCCUUGCAGUGCAGAGAAAGCUCCCGGACAUAUGUACUAUCUUAAUAGAAAAUGGGGCAGAUGUGAACAUAACUGAUGAAGACAGAUGGUCACCUCUGCAUUUUGCAGCCCAGGGUGGAGAUGAUCGGAUAGCACGUAUGCUCUUGGACCAUGGGGCUCAUGCAGAUGCAAAGGAACGAGAUGAUUGGACAGCUCUUCACCUGGCUUCUCAAAAUGGCUUUGAGAAUGUUGCUCGGGUCCUUUUUACCCGUCAAUCAAACCCAAAUUCCCAGGAAAUGGAUGGGAAGACAGCUCUUCAUAUAGCGUCUUAUUUUGGUCACUACAAAAUUGUUAAACUCCUGAUAAGCCAAGGAGCUGACCAAGAUGCCAAGCAGAAGAAUCUAAGGACUUCCCUUCACAUUGCUGCUGAUAGAGGUUAUGUCCGGGUUGUACAGCAUUUGAUACAAAAAGGAGCACAUGUUAACUGUGUUGAUCAAAGCCAUUACAGUCCUUUGCAUAUGGCAGCAGUAAAAGGCAAUAGCAUGAUCUGUAAACUCCUCAUAAAACAUGGUGCUCAGGUCAACAUAAAAAACAAUCAGGGAUGGACACCACUGCAUCUUGCAAUUUUUAAAGGACACACUGAAAUAAUACAUUUGCUUAAGGAGAAUAAUGCUGCCUUAGAUGCUGAAGGAGAUAUGAAAUGGACACCACUUCACCUAGCUGUACGCUACAGUGAAGACUCCAUAAUUUCUCUUGUCCUGGAUUUUGGGGCUGACCCAAAUGUUGCAGAAAUGUCUGGCUGGACACCACUGCACCUUGCAGUGCAACGAAGUUCAUUUGGCAAUGUUAUCAAGCUUAUUGAGAAGAAAGCUAAUGUGGAUGCCCAAAAUAAGUUUGGUUGGACUCCUUUACAUGUGGCAGUGCUAAAUGCUAAUGCAGCCAUUGUAAAGACACUUCUCCGUGCUAAUGCCAAGCAGAAUAUAGAAGACAGUACCGGUUGCACACCUUUGCAUUUGGCAGUAAGAAAUCAUAAGCACAACAUUGCUACUCUGCUGGAGGGAGGGUCAGAUACCUCUUCUGGCAGCUCAGAGGAAGUAAGUGAUGAACUGGGACCUUACCUGUAUUUCCAAGAGCUAAAUCUGCAGAAUUAGAAUUUCUA
Messenger RNA from Nanorana parkeri, 2371 nucleotides. It is a transcript of the gene ANKK1, whose product is annotated as ankyrin repeat and kinase domain containing 1. Gene Ontology annotation, molecular function: protein binding; protein kinase activity; ATP binding. The record is from RefSeq and is a predicted model, not a curated record. Gene Ontology annotation, biological process: protein phosphorylation; regulation of cell cycle process. The coding region runs from base 45 to 2363 and encodes 772 amino acids. Gene Ontology annotation, cellular component: cytoplasm. The transcript has 8 exons. NCBI's taxonomy places the organism in Eukaryota, Metazoa, Chordata, Amphibia, Anura, Dicroglossidae.